Messenger RNA from Ruditapes philippinarum (Manila clam), 3393 nucleotides. Its product is annotated as RING finger domain and kelch repeat-containing protein DDB_G0271372-like. Lineage: Eukaryota; Metazoa; Mollusca; Bivalvia; Venerida; Veneridae. The transcript has a single exon. The record is from RefSeq and is a predicted model, not a curated record. Gene Ontology annotation, molecular function: zinc ion binding. The coding region runs from base 30 to 1661 and encodes 543 amino acids.
GAGAAUAUUUGCUAAACUGCCAAAGUAAAAUGGAAACCUAUGGAGGGCAGCCCGGUUUGGAAGAGGAAUUACAUUGUCCUAUUUGCUUGGAUAUAUUUUUGAGACCACGCUCAUUGCCAUGUUCACACUCAUUUUGUCAUUUGUGUUUAGUUAAGUAUGCCGAAGAUAUUGAGGAAAAUGAAAAUUUUUGUUGUCCUUCAUGCAAAGAAGACACAAAAGUUGAUACAAAUAAUAUUUCACGAGCUGGGAUCUGGAUUAGCAGAUUUCCGGUAAAUUACGAAUUGCUUCUACUUGCACAGAAACAGAGAAAUAAAAAUUAUAAAUCAAAUAACACUGAAAGCGACGAAAUGAAGAAACCAUUAAACAGUGAAGGUAAUAAGAACAGUGAUAACGUUGAAAUAACUUCUGAUAGAGUGCCUGGUAAAUGCAAAACAAUGGACUGGUGUAUUCAGAAAUCAAAUAAAAAUAGUACAAAAGACAAAAUGAAAAAUGUGUUUUCUCAGAAAGACGAAAUACAAAUUAAAGCAGAACCUCAUACUAAGGAUCGGGAUUUAUGUACUUUUGGGUCAACUACUGUUUCGGAUCAGUCAGAUAUAAACUAUAAAUCUGCUGCGUCUUCAAAAUUCUGUGUACCAUGUCUUCGAAAUGUAGAAAACCAACCUGCGACUAUGUACUGCUUAGAAUGUCGCGAGUUGAUGUGUUCAACAUGCAGAAGACACCAUCUUACAAACAAAUUUACUAGUCAUCACAAACUCAUUGAAGUGGAUGAUGAGUUAUUAGAUAUUAAAAAAAUUGAAUGCGUAACCAGUCUUACAAAAUGCAUUGAUCAUCCACAGUGUGAAGUGAAAUACGUUUGCACAGACCAUGAUCAUCCGUGUUGUAAUGAAUGCGCCAUCGUGACCCAUAGAAAAUGCCAAGAGUUAGUAUCAUUAGCGGAUUGCAAAGUGUCAACUGAGAGUUUACAAAGUCUCGAAAAUAACAUAAGUGAAAAAAUGGAAUACAUCAAAAGACUGAAACUAUAUCACUUUAAUCGCAAAGCAGAUAUGUUCGCGUCUGAGAGGGUGAUUAAAACUCAGUUACAUAAAAUAAAGAAAGGAUUUGAUGAUGCUUAUAACACUUUUGUAGAAAACAUAAUGAGCACCCUCAAAGCUAAGCAUCGAGCAAGUAUUGAACGAUCCAAUUCUCAAUUAUCAGAUAUCGAAAUGUUUGAAGACAAUCUUCUACACUCAAAGGAAAAUUUGAAGUCCACAAAAUUGUUUGGAAAUGAAGAACACUUAUAUCUUAUGAAAAGAAAAGCUGAACUGGAAUUGGAACAACACGAACAAGUUCUUAAUUCUGUCUACCGAAAUUCAAACUUCAAAGAAUUUACGUUAGUAGAAGUAGAUGAUUUAAGCAACAAGAUGAUAAAUUUACUUUCCAAGACCUUAAUGUUGCAAAAAAAAUCGAUCAUACAGGCUAUUCCACCGCCACCUACAUUUAAACAUCUAAGAAGAGAGUAUGCUUCUGGUCUAGAUUUUCAAAGAGAAGAACUAACUUCGGACACAAAUUGGCCAGUCCAUGUGGAACAUAAAGUGGUAAAACACGGUAAGAAGAACAGAAGAAAGAACAGAAAAGUGAUAGAUGUUGACAAGCUGUCUAUGCAUAUAAAAGUAAACAAUUAAGACUUGUUAUAAAUAGAUUAACUGACAUUGUAUGUUCUUUAAAAUCAUUCUAUUUAUCUGCAUUAGGGAAGUAUAUAUUUUAGCUUAUGGGUCAUAUUAACUGCAAGACAAAAUAUCCUUUUGUUGUAGAAAAUGAUAUCGCUACCUAUUUUAUGGAUACAGAUGUAUAAUGAAAUAAAUGAAAUAGAUUUACCAAAGACUGUCCAUAACGGCAACAUUGAAAAUUUUGCAGACUAGGUUUGAUUGGGCGGUACUUGAAAGUGCAAGCCUUCCGUUAUGUUAUCUUUUUCUAUAUAAACAAUUAAUAGUUUUGCAGAUUUUGCCGGCUUCCCGUAUAAAUCAGUUUAAAUAUUCAGCUCAACUUGCCUUAUCUAUGGGUUUCGCCUUGAUUUCUUCGUUUUUGCAUAGUUCUGACUCCGUUCAAAAUGUAAACAGUUUUGCUGAUCCGUUUAACACUGGUUUUCCUUUUUAUGUGAAGUAACUUGCUAAAAAUCAAUGUUAAACCUUCCAAAUUUAUUUUCUAAUUUGUUAACACUUGCACAUUGUGCUGGAGGCGGCUGUUUUUGUUAGAAACUUUUUCCGGUUGUAUUAUAUCACGUGAUGUGUAAAGUGUGAGAACAUGUGUUAUUUCUCUCCUGGUUUUUCGAAGCUUUUCCUUAAUUGGACAUCGAUAUUCGUAAUUUUUGUUACCAAAAGGACUAAUAACAAUCAUACCUAAUGAGUGCGUAACAAAGUUUGACAAAACGUCAAAAAAGGAAGCUAAAGCGGGCUGCAAAACGAAAAGCAAGCGGGUCACCUGGAGUGGACAUAGGUAGCCAUUACCUGUGUGCACAGAGCGGAAUGAGCACACAUUAUACUGGACUUUUAAACAGUGGUGAGUGCAAAUCAAUGUGCUUCUCCUGCUCUACCUAUGGAACAAUAUAAUGAUGCAUCAAACACAUCAAUUUCAAUCACCGGUUCCGUCUACGCUACCAGAAUGGGCUCGAAUACUAAUUGAAGACGUCAGGCAAAAAGAAGAGUUUAUGCCGAAAAUUGAGUCCCUACAACAAGCAAUUAAUCUUAUAAAUGUGAGAACCGCGACAGUGGAAACCAAAAUAAAAACUCUAGAGACUAAAAGUGGAGAAGCCAGUGAAUCUCUUCAAUUUCUUGGAGUAUGAUGAUAAAAAAGCAAAAUACAAACAACAAGUCAAUAAGCUUCAAAAUAAAUGCGAAAAUCUGGACUCUACUGUACAAGAACAUAAAUUAAAAGGAAUCAAAUUUCAAGUAAAAAUUUGGGACCUAGAUCCAUGCAGAAUAAUCCGAUAUUUUACCGGAACUGCCAAAGAAUGGAAAGGCCGCUGAAACCGACCAGUGCGAGCAUUUAGUUAGAGGAUUCAUAGCAGACGAACUACAUAUUGAUCACACACAAAUGGUCAUUGAACGACUUGGUGAUGCUAGAGCAAUGAAACACCGCCCCAUCAUAGCUAAAUUCCAUAACUUUAAAGAACAGGAAUAGAUACGGUUCGAAUCCUAUGACGAGGAAUAAAAAAACGACUGAAGGAGAAGAAAUAUGGAGUUGGAAUGCAAACCUCCAGGCGUAUCGGGAUACAAACAAAGGCGUUUACUGAACAAAUUGACUCUCAAAAACUUGACAAGAAGGACAAAAAAUAUAGGUAAUAAACUAUAUCGGAACAAUAGAAUACUUAGAGAUGGUUUGAUGGCAAAGGACAAGAUUAUGUUAAUUAGAGAAGUC